Diospyros lotus (date-plum) is the source of this 1485-nucleotide messenger RNA. Its product is annotated as UPF0481 protein At3g47200-like. The record is from RefSeq and is a predicted model, not a curated record. The transcript has a single exon. Lineage: Eukaryota; Viridiplantae; Streptophyta; Magnoliopsida; Ericales; Ebenaceae. The coding region runs from base 1 to 1485 and encodes 494 amino acids.
AUGGAGAAGACAGAGAACAAAGGGGAGUACCAAGUCAUCGAAAUUCCUAAAUCCGGCGCUCAUGAUCAGAAAUCUACGCCUCCCAGAGGAAAAGAGAUCGCUAAUAAUGGCGAAAUCAUUGAAACGCGGGAACCUGACGGCCGAGGGUCAUCUUCUCGCCAUCCCACUUUGGCCCUCCUGCAAAGCCGCUUGUUAUCAAUUAGUAGGCCGCGAGGGAUUUACACCUCCACCAGCAAUCACUCGGCCUCCAUAUACCGAGUCCCCAAAAUCCUCGCCGGAAUGAGUACCCGAGCCGUGGAGCCGGAGAUUGUGUCCGUAGGGCCCUAUCACCGCGGCAAAGAGCACCUGAUGGCUUUCGAGAAAAACAAAUUGCAGCAUCUCAAUUCCUUCCUUUCCCGAGAAGGAGAGAAAGGGGAUCACUUUUUGCAGCAGUUAAUUGAGGCAAUGGAGGAGGAAGAGAGCCGAGCAAGAGAGUGCUACUCCGAGGCCGUUGAUAUGUCAAGCGAGGAUUUUGUCAUGAUGAUGGUGAUCGAUUGUUGCUUCAUUCUAGAGCUCUUUCUUCAAUUUGGAGACAUUACUGCAGUACACUCUGAAAAUGACGGCAACUUGGUGUCCAUGAUCACCACGCCAUGGUUGCUUCCCAUCAUCUCUAGAGACCUUCUCAAGCUUGAAAACCAGAUUCCCUUCUUCCUUCUUCGGAAGCUAUUUGAUCUCUUAACACCGGACCCCCAAAAUCGCGAGAAUUAUCUAGACUCGGCGAUAAUUCUAUCAAAGAGGGCCUUGAUAUUCUUUAGCCUUUUCCGGCCCCUGGCGACGAAGCAGUCGGUGAAACAAAGUUACUUAGCUGAGCCCAAGCAUCUUCUCCAGUUGUUCCGCUCUAGCAAAGUCCUUUCGUUGAGAGCAAUAUUAUCUUAUAAUUACAACCCGUCUUCCAUUCAGCCAAUGCAAUGUGUCCGACAGCUUUGGUCUUCCGGUGUAAAGUUCAGGCCCCGCCGUGAAAUCAACGGAAAGGCUGUUAGCUUCUUGGACAUAACCUUCAACGAGCACAAUAGGGUGCUGGAAAUCCCAACCAUACACAUCGAUGAUCUGACAAACACCAUCUUGAUUAACUGUAUGGCCUUCGAACGGGGCCACUCCCACAUCGAACCUCACUUCUCUGCUUACAUCGCCUUCUUGAGUUGUCUCAUCAAGUCAGCUAGAGACGUCGCCUUACUCUCUAGCUGCGGGAUCAUCAUCAAUUCCUCUCAAAGUGACCAACAAGUUGCUGAGUUUUUCCGACAACUGGAAGAGAAGGCCGUGGUAUACACGCAAAACUGUUACCUCUCCUCGGUGUUCAGGAAAGUGGAGGACUACUAUUCCAGCAACCUGGCCAAGCUUAGGCGCACGUACUUCCGUCGACCAUGGACAUUCAUCUCCGUUGUAUCCGCUGCCGCUUUGCUUAUUCUUACAGCUAUACAGACAUACGCCGCCGUUUCCAAGCAGUAG